CGUUGUGCACAAAUUGAUUGCCAGAACAUGGAGCGCGUUAUAAGCAGAGCAGAUUUGCUCGCUGAAGAGCCUUCGCCCCCAUCAUCACCUGAUCUUCCAGCGAUCAAAAGUCUCCAAGAAUUCGAUUUCGUACACCACGAAACUCUACCGGAUGCACAUGAUCAAGAACAAGAAAAUGACGCCGAAGACGGUCUUGAGUUCCAACUAUUUGCUCCACCCGCUGGGAAAACCGAAAAUGCCUCCGGCAUAGCAAAAAUCCGCCUCGACUCUCCCGAUCUCACAAAUGCAGAACCAGGACUGGUCAAUCCUAAUCGUGAUCCGAGAUAUUAUUUCACUUCCGGGUCCAGUCCAGAGGAGCAGCAGAACUUUGAAGCUGCAGCGAUGUCUGGUCAAGAUAUCCUCAACCAGUCUCGAAGGUCGUGGCCCGGGAUGGCCUAUCCUUGGAAAGUCCUGCAUCUGCCCAAAACCAAAAAGCAACAGAAAAUUUUGGCGCCAUCGGAUGCUCUCUACACGAAGCUAAUCGGACAUCAAUCUGUGCAAAAGCGCACUCGACCUGGCAAGAAAGCUCGUGUAGCUGUGCGCACGAAGCUCGUCGCAGCCAAGACGAAGCAGGAGGAGAAGCAGAAAGCCGCGGAAUUGAAGGAAGCGGAGGAGCGAGAGAAGCGCACUCGUCGCAAUCGUGAGAAGAAAGUCAAGAAGAAGAAUCGCGAGAAGGCAAAAAAGGCGGAGGCGAAUGGUACGACUGAUGAAGUUGAAGCCGAAGAGAACGACCAGCAUGAUGAAGACUGAAGCUAUGAAUGCUCUGGCCGUUCAGGACCUCUGAACCCCGGUUCUCGCCCAAGCUGACAGCCUGUUGCUGUCGAUCGACCCCAUCGAUGAUGCAUGGCUCCCUCUUCAACGAUGCGCUGCUCUUGACCACCAUCGCUCGCAUCGGGCCAUCCUUGGUGACUGCUGACAAAAAGACUGUCUCUUUUCGCAUUAACUGUCCCAAGAUGCAAUGCAGCAGGAAGAGGAUGCUGUGGUUCAAGGGAUGUUUGCGGAUGCGGUCUGCGAACCAGACCGGGCGGUGGUUGGGGCCAGUUGGUAAUCAGCGGCCGCUUUCGAUGCACCUGCUCACGGCAUGUGGGACAUAUCAAUCCCGAAAAUUCGAUCAGCCAGGUCGAAAUGCAGUCCUGGGAGGAAAAGGUCAGCUCUCGAAGCACUGAGCACAGUGAGAUAGCUUACUCUGCAGAAGCUGUGACGUCCUGGACAAGGUAAUCGAACAGGUACCACGAUUCGGUCAAGACAAAUGGAGCACUCUGUCUCGUCUUCAUUCAGGACAGUUGGUGAGGGUCUUUUGAUGAAAGUCCUGCGGAAUUUGGCCCGGUCGAAUUGG
Messenger RNA from Cercospora beticola, 1375 nucleotides. RefSeq lists its product as uncharacterized. The record is from RefSeq and is a predicted model, not a curated record. NCBI's taxonomy places the organism in Eukaryota, Fungi, Ascomycota, Dothideomycetes, Mycosphaerellales, Mycosphaerellaceae.